Dendronephthya gigantea is the source of this 1343-nucleotide messenger RNA. Its product is annotated as probable cytosolic iron-sulfur protein assembly protein CIAO1 homolog. Gene Ontology annotation, molecular function: protein binding. Bases 7 to 1032 code for a protein of 341 amino acids. The transcript has 11 exons. Gene Ontology annotation, cellular component: cytosolic [4Fe-4S] assembly targeting complex. Lineage: Eukaryota; Metazoa; Cnidaria; Anthozoa; Malacalcyonacea; Nephtheidae. Gene Ontology annotation, biological process: iron-sulfur cluster assembly. The record is from RefSeq and is a predicted model, not a curated record.
GGCAACAUGGCCAAGGUUUAUGGGGUAUUGGAAAAUAUUGCAAGUUUAGAAGGUCAUGACGGCACUGUAUGGUGUGUGGCUUGGAACCCAUCUGGAACAUUGUUAGCAAGCUGUAGUGUUGACAGAAAAAUAAGGUUAUGGGGUAAGGAAGAUAAGAAGUGGGUCUGUAAAACCAUUCUAGCUGAUGCACAUGAAAGAACCAUAAGAUCAGUGAGUUGGUCCCCAUGUGGAAAAUACAUAUCUUCUGCAAGUUUUGAUGCAACAACCUGUAUCUGGAGCAGAAAAGAUAAUCAUGAGUUUGAGUGCAUUGCAACACUUGAAGGGCAUGAAAAUGAAGUCAAGUCUGUAUCAUGGUGUCCAUCGGGGCAGCUGUUAGCAACUUGUGGGAGAGAUAAGAGUGUUUGGAUCUGGGAAGUUCAAGAAGAUGGUGAAGAGUAUGAAUGUGCAAGUGUUUUAAAUUCUCAUACACAGGAUGUAAAACGAGUCCAGUGGCACCCUGAUAAAGAGAUGUUAGCAUCAUGUAGUUACGAUGAUACAAUCAAAAUGUACAAAGAAGACGACGACGAUUGGGUGUGUUUUGAUACGUUAGAAGGUCAUCAGUCCACCGUCUGGGCCAUUUGUUUCGAUAAAACUGGCGAUUUUCUAGUAUCUUGCAGUGACGAUAAAACCUGCAAAAUAUGGAAAUCAUAUCUGCCAAAUAAUCAGGAAGGUAUAGCAACAAAUGGUAGCGAUCCAAAGUGGAAAUGUGUUUGUACAUUGAGUGGAUAUCAUCGUAGGACAAUCUAUGACGUUGACUGGUCCCACGGUCCAAGAACUUUGAUCGCAACCGCGUCUGGAGAUGAUUCAAUUCAUAUCUUCGAGAAGGAUGAAAACAUCACAGAUGAUAACCAACCAAUAUUCAACCUGGUGGCUAAACGGGAAAAGGCCCACGAGCAAGACGUGAACUGUAUUUCAUGGCACCCGAAAGGCAAUAUCCUGGCAUCCGCUUCUGAUGAUGGAACCGUCAAACUAUGGAGGGUAACGGAAGGAUAGAAUUGGAUACUAUAUGUAUCAAUUGGAGAGAUAUGUAUGUAUGUACUCGUUUUUGUGCAGGGUCGCAUAAGAAAUUGUGCAUUUGAGAAUAUGAAUGACAAGCAUGUGGAUGGAGGAAAUGAUAAAAUAUUGUUGAGGGUAUACAUCACUUACUCCGUAAUUCAUCAGGAACUGGUUGUAUGAAACUGAGUAAACUGUAAUAAUUUAAUGACUGAAAGGAUGCCUGUGUCUUGAUGUAAAGUCCUGCGAAUUUUGGCCUCACAAUUUAAACAAUGAGGACAAUGGGGAGGACGCAGGAGGUGUCGUUCCAG